AGGUUAGGUCUGCCCACCCGCUUCCGCCCUAGCCCCUAGCGCCCCGCUGGCCCCUUAGCACCUUGCUGGCCCCUUAGCGCCCCCCUGGCCCCUUAGCACCCCGCUAGCCCCGUACACCCCGCUGGCCCCAUUCGCGCUCCGCUGGCUCUGUCGAGCCCCGCUAGCCCCGUGCGCCCCGCUGGCCCCAUACGCCCCGCUGGCCCCGUCGAGCCCCGCUAGCCCCGUGUGCCCCGCUGGCCCCGUAUGCCCCGCUGGCCCCAUUUGCACCCCGCUGGCCUCGUCGAGCCUCGCUGGCCCUGUGCACCCCACUGGCCCCGUACGCCCUGCUGGCCCUGUUUGCGCCCCGUUGGUCCCGUCGAACCCCGCUAGCCCCAUGUGCCCCGCUGGCCCCGUCCGCGUCCCGCUGGCCCCGUCAAGCCCCGCUAGCCCCUUGCACCCAGCUGGCCCCACACGCCCCGCUGGCCCCGUUCGCGCCUCACUGGCCCCGUCAAGCCCCCCUCGCCCUGUGCGCCCCGCUGGUCCCUUACGCUCCGCUAGCCCCAUUCGCGCCCCGCUAGCCCCAUGUGCCACGCUAGCCCUAGCCCGCCGGCCCUAGCUCGUCGGCCCCACCUCGCCGACUCUCGCUCGUAGGCCCUAGCUUGCCGGCCUCCGCUCGCUCGCUGCCCCUACCGCACCCGGCCCCCGUUCCUGCCAGCCCCAACUUCCAGUGGCGCCACCGUGCCGCAGUGUCGCUCUGCCACCGUGCCGCCGUGGCGAUGUGGCGCCGUCCUGCCAUGGAGCUGUACCACCGUGUAGCUGAGGCCGUGUGAUGGCGGACCCUGUGCUCCGCCUGGACGCGGAGGGGCAAGCGAUCGACUUCGAUGCGUGGCUUGUUGACCUUCGCCGUCACUUAACAGAUCAGCGCCAGGACGGUUACUCCCUGGCUGUUCAUGCUGAUGGUUUGCUUUCCUGGCCCCCCCGUGCCUGCUGCCCUCCCUGAUGCCCCCACCAUUGCUGAGCGUGAGGCCUUUUCUGAUGCUGCGCUUGCUCGCGCUGUCUGGGAGUUGCGCGAUGCCGUAGCGCAGCUUGCCAUUAGUCACGCCCUCCCCCUGUCUGGGUGUCCCCGCUUUACCACUGUAGCGAACGCCAAAGAAUUCUUAGAUGCAGUCAUUGUGCGCUACCAUACACCCGCCUCAGCCUCAGUUGGCCGCCUGAUCCUCCCCAUGCUGUUCCCUGAUCUUGCGGAUUUCCCCACUGUCGCUGACCUAGCCACUCACCUCCGAGCACUUGAGGCUAGCUACCGCACCACUAGGACUAAGGCCCAGCUCACUGCCUUCCCUCCGCCACUUUGCGCUACCCUUUACCUCAUCGCCACAUGCCUCCCAGACCGCCUCGCUACUGCUCGCGACCACUUCCUUAGUUAGUACCCAGGUGACCUCACCCUUAUCGCCUUUGUCACCGCCGUGUUUGAGAUAGGUACCCGCCAGCGCACUAUCGCUCAGUCUAGCGGUACUGCAGCGGUCCCUAUCUUUCAGGGCUCUGCUCUCUCCGAGAGUACUUACUCUAACGUCUCUGCUGCUGUCGCUCAGACAGCCCCUGCUGCUGUCGCUAAGACAGCCCCUGGUGCUGAGACUGCUGCUGCGGCCUCAAUGUAGCCGCGUCAGGGUGCCCCAGAGCAGCAGCAGCAGCAGCAGCAGCCAUAGCUGCAGCAAACACAGCAGCCACAGUAGCAGUUGCAGCAGCCGGAGCAGUGGGGCUGCCUCCCGUCGGGUUGGCCCGGUGUCUAUGGUGGUGGUGGCCGCGGUGGCGGCCCUCGCAGCUCGGCGUCGGGUGGCAGCUUCGGCACUGUGGGUUGCCAAUACCAGCUCCAGACCGGCCCCUUCCAAGGCACUGUGUGUGGUCGUACCAAUCACACUGCUGCCCGCUGCUUCCGCCGCCUCGACGAUCUCUUCCGUCUUCGCUUCGGCCCUGCACCGGACCUUCCCGACUGGCCCAUUAUUGACUGUUGCAAGACCACGUUCCAUGGAGUGGACGGGCUGUACGAAUGGAUGUACAUGCCCAUUGGGCUGCGGAACACCUCCGCUGUAUUCCAGCGGAUUAUGGAUGGAGUGCUGGCUGGGAUCGAGAAUGCUGCUUGCUACAUAGACGAUGUCUUAGUCUUCAGCGGCAGUGUCGAGGAGCACAUGAGGGACGUGGGAAAGGUACUGAUGGUGAUCAAAGAGGCGGUUCUCACAUGCCUUCCUGGCAAGUGUAGUUUCGGGAGCCGGACAGUGCAGUACCUCGGGUUCGAGGUGGCUGGGGGCAGGAUGGCGAUUCAGAAAGCGAAGGUGGCCAUCCUCGACAAGUUAGCAGCCCCGAAAGACAAGAGCACGCUCCGGGCAAUACUGGGGUUCCUGAAUUACUACCGGAAGUUUGUGGCGAACUUCAGCAAGAGGGCAGGGCCGUUGAACCGGCUACUUCGAGAGGACAGAACGUGGGAGUGGGGAGACCAAGAAGCAACCGCACUGAAGGAUCUGCUGGAAGCUGUGAAGAACGGGCCGGUGCUGGAUUUACCUAAGAAGGAGGGACCCUUCAUUCUGUACACCGACUGGAGCAGCGGCGGCAUGGGGGCGGUCCUGAGUCAGAAUGGAGAGGCAGGAGAGUGCGUAGUGGCAUCUGCAUGCCGCAGCUGCAACCCGACAGAGGCUAAUUACAGUUCCUAUGAAGGCAAAGGCCUAGCGGCAGUAUGGGCGGUACACCACUUUCGGGUGCACCUGCAAGGGAGGCCAUUCACUCUGGUGACUGACCACAAGCCACUGACAUGGCUGAUGACAAAUCAGACCCUGUCCGGGCGAAAUGCGCGCUGGGCCAUGCGGCUUCAGGAGUACGAGUUCACGAUACAGCACAGGUCAGGAAGCACACUGCAGCAUACUGAUGGGUUGGCAAGGAGUCCGCCCCCAACUGAAGCGGUGGCUUGCCUGGUGGUGUUGGCUCGAGAAGUGGAGAAGUUAUAAGAAUGCGCCAGAUUGGGGUUAGUGAGGU
This is a messenger RNA of Closterium sp. NIES-67, 3000 nucleotides long. Lineage: Eukaryota; Viridiplantae; Streptophyta; Zygnematophyceae; Desmidiales; Closteriaceae. The record is from the annotation of a GenBank genome assembly.